AUGCGCUGCCGUAUCUACUGCUGCAAGUCCGAGCCCUGCUUGAGUGCACUUACCUCGUGCAAGUUUAAGCUGAAGACCUUGACCUGCGAGAGAACGAAGCAGAGCCAUCUUUAUCAGCACGAUGACCACUUUGCCGGCAGCGCUCCUGACCUGCGGCCGCAACGCUCUCUUGAGAUGAAGGUGGCUAUCCGCGAGCUAGUGGCAAAGGACGUAAAGCUCGCUCGCAUCCGCAAUGAGCUGGUUGAUAGCUUCAUGCUAUCGACCGGAGCAGUGCCUGCUUUAAAGCAGAUCCAAAAUUUGUCUACAACUACAGACGAAGCAAAAUGA
This is a messenger RNA of Phytophthora nicotianae INRA-310, 327 nucleotides long. RefSeq lists its product as hypothetical. The coding region runs from base 1 to 327 and encodes 108 amino acids. The record is from RefSeq and is a predicted model, not a curated record. The transcript has a single exon. Lineage: Eukaryota; Oomycota; Peronosporomycetes; Peronosporales; Peronosporaceae.